This is a messenger RNA of Microplitis mediator, 2143 nucleotides long. RefSeq names its product mitochondrial thiamine pyrophosphate carrier-like. The record is from RefSeq and is a predicted model, not a curated record. The transcript has 6 exons. Gene Ontology annotation, cellular component: mitochondrial inner membrane. Gene Ontology annotation, molecular function: thiamine transmembrane transporter activity. Lineage: Eukaryota; Metazoa; Arthropoda; Insecta; Hymenoptera; Braconidae. Gene Ontology annotation, biological process: thiamine pyrophosphate transmembrane transport. Bases 1025 to 1927 code for a protein of 300 amino acids.
UUUUGAAACAUGGACGCGCCGAUAAAGCGGACAAUUUUUGAACUGAUUAAAAGUAAUGAAGAUAAUUUGACAUUUAAAUUAAUAAUAUUUGCUAAAAUAAAUUCAACUGAAGCAGUACUUGACUUAUUCACCAACACAGUAAAAAAAUAUCCGCCUGAUGUAAUCACAGGCUUAUUACUCGUGCAUUCAAAAUACAUUUUAUGUUUAAUUGAGUCUCUGGAAAAUAUCAUCUACGAAUUUUCUUUGAAUCUUUUAAAUAACGACCGAUCAAAUAUUUUAGAAGUAUGUAGACAUUUUCCAAUUCACUUCACCGACACUGGUCGUUUUUUUUCUCAGUGGUAUUCGAAAGAAAUCUCUUGGAGUAAAUUAUCAGUAGGGAAUUCAGCAGAUGAUUUUGAAAAUGUCAAAAAAAUUUAUAAAAAUGUCAUUGAAAAUAUUUACAAGUUCUACUGGGAAUUGAAGUCUGCAGAUGUUCUGGAAGAACAAUUAGAGCUUUUGUCUAGAGAAGGAAGUGUCCAUCUUCCAAGUAUUGAUACCAUGGAAUUAUUGAUAAGUAAUUCAUGGGGCUGCGAUUUAAAAAAAUUAGUUGACAAUUAUUAUGGUAAUUUAGAACCUGAAGAAGACGAUGUUUGGCCUGUUCAAAAAAUUCAAACUCCAUCAUUUGAUGAUUUUCAUAAUCGUCGCAAUAAAUUAUAAUUUAUUUAAAAUAUUUAUUUUUUAAGCUGCUUUAUUAAGUUUAGAUAAUUCUUAUUUAUUUACGUUUUUGUAUUUUACGUACUUGAAAAAAAAGUAAACAUAUAUACAUGUGUGUGUGUGCGUAAAUUAUAUAAAAGAAUGAGAAUGUCAUGAAUGCGCAGUUGAAAGUUGUUAUGAAGUUAUUUAAGAAAAAUAAAUAAAUGUCUUGAUUUUCAUAAAAUGAAUGAAAAGUGAGUUAAUUUUUCAGUGUUAAAUAUCAAAAUAUAAAUUUCUAAAUGUCUUAUACAUAAAUAUGAAAAUAUAUAGAAUGUUUUGAGCGGGAAUUAAAAUGGAUUCAAAUAAAAAUCACGCUGUCGCUGGUGCUAUCAGUGGAUUUAUGACAAGACUGAUAUGUCAACCUCUCGAUGUCAUAAAAAUAAGAUUUCAGUUACAAGUCGAGCCGAUAUCUCGUCGACAUGUAAGUAAAUAUCAGUCAUUAUUCCAAGCAACGUCAACGAUUAUCCAUGAGGAAGGUCUUCUAGCUCUGUGGAAAGGGCAUGUACCUGCUCAAUUUCUGUCAAUAACUUAUGGUAUGGCUCAGUUUUAUAGUUACCACAAACUGAUGGAGCUGAUGACAAAUACAAGAAUAAGUAACUGGCAGUUCUCAAUGAAUUUUAUUGCUGGUGCAACGGCUGGUAGUAUUGCAACAAUUGCUUCAUUUCCCUUUGAUAUCGCAAGAACCAGAUUAGUCGCGCAAUCUUCCAACCACAAGAUUUACACCGGGUUAUUUAAUUGUUACGCGACAAUUUUAAAGACUGAGUCAGUGAGAACUCUAUUUCGUGGACUUUCACUAACUUUAUUGCAAAUAGCUCCACAUACUGGACUACAAUUUCUCUUUUAUAAUAUAUCAAAAAAAUUAUACAAAAGAUUAAAGCCUGAUACCGAUAUAACAGCUACCAAUUCAUUGGUAUCUGGUAGUAUCGCUGGAUUGUUGUCAAAAACUGCGAUAUAUCCAAUGGAUUUGGCGCGCAAACGCUUGCAGAUCCAAGGAUUCGAACACGGCAGAGUUGGGUUCGGUAAAUUUUUCCAGUGCGGUGGUUUGAUUGAUUGUUUUGUCCGUAUUGUCAAAGAAGAAGGCGUACUGGGUUUAUUCAAAGGAUUACUUCCUAGUCAAGUGAAAGCCACCGCAACAAGUUCUUUACAUUUUACAUUUUAUGAACAAGCUCUACAACUACUGAGAUUUGUACAUUAAUUUAUUAAUAUAUUCAUACAUAUAUAUAAUAAUUUAUAUAAUUUAAGUCAAAAGUUAGUUAUAAAAUUAGUUAUAUAAAUCGACUAGACGAUAAUUUUUUUAUCGGUAAUGUAAAUAAUUAGCCAUCGUUUUAAAUCAACAAAUGUUUGAACGAAUUGACGGACAAACGAUGGCAUUUAAUAUAAAUAUAUGUGUGUAUUUAUUAUUGACAUUAAA